AUGGAAUCUCACAAAAAGUGUCGCUGCUGCUACAGCACUGACUUGAACUUUGCUGGAGCAGUGAAGGAGGAAACACUUCAGGAUCCACAGCCUAGAUUGAGCUCGACGCUUUUGGAGGGAGCAAACUACCAGGAAAACGCGGAAUCUGAAACAACUUUCUACUCCGACUUUGGAGCCAGCCAGAAGGAGGAAGAAGUGGAGAUGGACAACUCUCCGUUCAACUCCACAUUUCUGGAAGAAGCAAACUACCAGGAAUCCGAGGGACUUGAACCCUCAAGAGGAGAAGCAGCAGCGCCAGUUACAGAAGCGCUGCAAGCCUGGAAUGGGAAUGAAAACCUUGGAGGCGGCUUCCUGGAGUCCAACGCUCAGCUGGGGGAGGCGGAUGCCGCCCCCGUGCCGCAGUCCCUGAUGCGUCCUCUGAUGCGGCCCUUGCCGGCAAACCAGCCGCAGGCCCCGCAGCAGCCACCGGAGCAGCCACAGGAGCAGCCGGAGGACGAGCAGCUGGAGGAGGAGCAGCCGGAGGAGGAGCAACCCCAACAGGAGCCGAAGCCCCGCCGCUACCGCAUCUGCUUCACCCCAAUCCAACUGCAGGAGCUGGAGGCCUUUUUCCAGCGCGUCCAGUACCCCGACCUGUUUGCUAGAAUGGAGCUUGCCCGACGCCUGGGCUUACCUGAACCUAGAGUGCAGGUUUGGUUUCAGAACAGAAGGGCCAAGUGGAGACGACUUCGGCGGGCACAAGCAUUCAGAAACAUGGUUCCAGUCGCUAUGAGUCCUCCUGUGGGUGUAUAUCUUGAUGAUCAUUAUGGUCCCAUCCCUAUUGUGGAGGUUAUUUGGAAAUGCUACCCAAUGGUGCCACGUCCCAUGCAUCCUCAAAUGAUGCCUCUUCCACCCAGGCCCCCUCCAGGAUUCGGAAUACCUCUACCAUUUAGGCCACCCCCUCCACCACCUUUUCCCUGGCCACCUGUACCACCUGAUGCGCACAUACCCAAUGCAGCGCUGAGAUAUAACCCCUUCCCCUUCCCCUUCCCCUUUCCCUUCCCCAACCCCAACCCCUUCCCCUUCCCCAAUCCCAACCCCUUCCCCUUCCCCAACCCCUUCCCCAACCCCAACCCUAAUUCCAACCCCAACCGCAACCAAAAUUUUGCAGGUCCCAGAUAUAGAUACUAA
This is a messenger RNA of Mus pahari (shrew mouse), 1167 nucleotides long. RefSeq names its product ESX homeobox 1 (gene Esx1). The record is from RefSeq and is a predicted model, not a curated record. Lineage: Eukaryota; Metazoa; Chordata; Mammalia; Rodentia; Muridae. Gene Ontology annotation, biological process: regulation of transcription by RNA polymerase II. Bases 1 to 1167 code for a protein of 388 amino acids. The transcript has 5 exons. Gene Ontology annotation, molecular function: RNA polymerase II transcription regulatory region sequence-specific DNA binding; DNA-binding transcription factor activity, RNA polymerase II-specific.